ACAAUGUGUGUAAUGUUAUGUUAGAUUACUUUUGAUUGAAUGCAUUAAAUGAAUAACUGGUGGAGAGAACCGCUCAAGACGUGUACUCCUGAAGAAUUGGAGCAAAUAAUUGUGGCACCAAAUUAUGGACAGUAUAUUCUGCCUACAGAUUCAUAUAAUCAAGUGUUUGAUAACAUAUUCUUAGGCGACGAAACAAUUGCACGAAAUAUUGCUUUAUUAAAGUCUCUAUCAAUAAGUCAUGUAUUGAACGCCGCGUUUGGAAACGAUUUAUCACUAAAUAUGGUUAAUAUAAGUGAAAAAUUAUAUUCAGAAUCGGGAAUACAAUGGAUGCCAAUCGGAGCCAUAGAUAUGUCGAGCUUUAAUUUGUUUCAGUAUUUCGACGAAUCGGCACUUUUUAUACACUCAGCUAUAAUUGCCGGCCAUAAUGUUUUGGUUCAUUGCAAAGAAGGCAUCUCUCGGUCGGCAACACUUGUUGUGUCGUAUCUAAUGAUCAUAAGAGGAAUGACAGCACAGGAAGCCAUACGACAAGUGCGACAAAACAGAGAAAUCAGACCAAAUGAUGGAUUUCUUAGACAAUUAUGUUAUUUAAAUGAUAGACUGUUUGACACAAUUAUGGACUCAAAAUAAAAUUUAAUUUAUUAAUAAAAUAAUUGUUGUUUUGUUAGA
This is a messenger RNA of Medioppia subpectinata, 666 nucleotides long. Lineage: Eukaryota; Metazoa; Arthropoda; Arachnida; Sarcoptiformes; Oppiidae. The record is from the annotation of a GenBank genome assembly.